Molecule: messenger RNA, 537 nt
Organism: Haemonchus placei
Lineage: Eukaryota; Metazoa; Nematoda; Chromadorea; Rhabditida; Trichostrongylidae
Source: the annotation of a GenBank genome assembly
AUAUCUCUCUCCGGAGGCGAUUUAAGCUCAGGCCAAUGUGGUAUGGACUUCAUGUAUGAUACGGAAGUUGUUUUCACCGAAAGUUUCGCAGCAAAGCCAGUUCGAACACUUGUUGUGAAUACAAAUGCACCGCUUCACUCAAUUAAUACUAACAUCGAUUCGUCUUCUGGAGUCUGUACUUUUCCUUCCGAUAGCCAGUUUCCUGAUCGCUUCAUUUUAUGGAGAGCAAUAGGGCAGAAACUGUUUUUGGAGGAGCGGUCUCUGUGUCGUACCAUAGUCGAUGGAACCAUGUGUUUGGAUUUUUCACGAACGCCUAUAUUACCUGGCACGUCAAUCGCGCUAUUUGACCAGAAUGUUCUUUGUAUUGUGGUGCCUACGCAAUCGACUGUUCACAGGUUUUACGCGAGGCUCAUUUAUGAUCCCACGGAGAUGAUUAAUAGAGAGGUUCGUACUUUUAAUGGCGACUGUAGCGUAAUAUAUAGUUUAUGCGUAGUUUACAUACUAUACCGUUCAUGGAUGCCUAUGACUCCAUUUUAG